AUGCCGUCGAAAUUCAGCUACCAACCUUGUCGGGAAUUCAAUGUGGUCGUUCUGGGUGCAGGUUCCUGCUUGCGAAAAGGUGGCGUGGGGAAGAGCUGCUUGACUGCCCAGUUCGUACACAACGAAUGGAUUGAGAGCUAUGAUCCUACCAUUGAGGACUCGUACAGGACGCAAAGGGCCGUUGAUGGCCGUCAAGUAAUGUUGGAGAUCUGGCACGGAGCAAUUCGCAUAGCGUCGAGGACCUCGUUUGAGGAACUAGAAACGCUCCGAGACGACAUAAUCCGCAUCAAGGAUGAUGAGGACAUCCCGAUCGUGAUUGUCGGAAACAAAGCCGACCUGGAGGAUCAAAGGGCGGUGGAUCGUGCCAAGGCCUUCUCCCUCUCCCAGCGGUGGAGCGCUCCCUACUAUGAAGCCAGCGCCAGGACACGAACCAACGUCGACGAGGCCUUCAUUGACCUUUGUCGACAAAUGCUGCGACGGGACGACAGCCCCGACGACAUGCGUGACGAUCCCUAUCCUCUACGGGCAGAAGACCCAGCCGCGAAAAGACGCCGCAGGAAGAGGCGAAAGGAAAAGUGUGCCAUCUUAUAA
This is a messenger RNA of Chaetomium globosum CBS 148.51, 591 nucleotides long. RefSeq lists its product as uncharacterized. The record is from RefSeq and is a predicted model, not a curated record. Gene Ontology annotation, biological process: signal transduction. The coding region runs from base 1 to 591 and encodes 196 amino acids. Gene Ontology annotation, cellular component: plasma membrane. Gene Ontology annotation, molecular function: GDP binding; GTPase activity; GTP binding. The transcript is spliced from 8 exons. Lineage: Eukaryota; Fungi; Ascomycota; Sordariomycetes; Sordariales; Chaetomiaceae.